Messenger RNA from Aureobasidium namibiae CBS 147.97, 915 nucleotides. RefSeq lists its product as uncharacterized. Gene Ontology annotation, molecular function: protein binding. The record is from RefSeq and is a predicted model, not a curated record. Lineage: Eukaryota; Fungi; Ascomycota; Dothideomycetes; Dothideales; Saccotheciaceae. The transcript has 2 exons. Bases 1 to 915 code for a protein of 304 amino acids.
AUGGCCGACUAUGCCCCACCUCCGGGCCCUCCUCCGCCUCAAGUCCCAGAAGGCUGGAAGGCCCAGUGGAACGACCAAUACAAACAAUGGUUCUUCGUAAACCUGCACACCAAGCAGUCACAAUGGGAGAAGCCCACCGAGCCCGCCUACGCUUCCUCGGGUGGCGCCCCUCCCGGUGCUCCUCCAGGCUACGACCACAACCAGUCUCAGUACACCGGUCCCGAGAAGGGCGGCUACGGUUCAAAUAACCCCUACGGCUCAAGCAUUCACUCGGGUGGCUCAGCACACAACGUCAACGACGACGAAGCCCUUGCCCGCAAGCUUCAAGCCGAGGAAGAAGCUCGCGCUCGUCAGUCUGGUCAAUCCUCCACUCGCACAGGCGCAUCCGACAACUACUACAGCUCUGGAACCCCUCAAUACCAGUCCCAAUCCCAGCCUCAGUAUUCGAACCAGUCUCAGCCCCAGUACUCGAACGAGCUGCCUCCUCGCGACCAGGACCGCGGCAAGAAGGGCGGUCUCAUGGGCAAGCUUCUCGGCAAGGUCUCAGGAUCCAGCUCGCGUCCCCAGCAGGGUUACGGACAGCAGGGUUAUCCGUCUGGUGGCAUGAUGGGCGGUGGUGGCUAUGGCAUGCAACAGCAGCACUACGGCGGAUACCCUCAGCAAGGCUACGGAGGCUACCCACAGCAGCAGAUGUACGGCCAGCCGCAGCGUAAGACGGGCGGUGGUAUGGGCAUGGGUGGCAUGGCUCUUGCUGGUGGUGCUGGUCUGCUUGGUGGUGCUAUGUUGAUGAACGGCAUCGACGAUAUGGAAGACCACGCCUACGAGCAAGGCUACGAGAACGGAGGUGGCGGUGAUGACUACGGCGGCGGCGGCGAUGAUUUCGGUGGUGGCGAUGACGGCGGCGGCGACUUCUAG